This is a messenger RNA of Dreissena polymorpha, 2580 nucleotides long. Its product is annotated as lachesin-like. The coding region runs from base 241 to 1134 and encodes 297 amino acids. Gene Ontology annotation, biological process: synapse organization. The record is from RefSeq and is a predicted model, not a curated record. The transcript is spliced from 6 exons. Gene Ontology annotation, cellular component: neuron projection membrane. Lineage: Eukaryota; Metazoa; Mollusca; Bivalvia; Myida; Dreissenidae.
UUUAUAAAUUGAAUGUAUAAUUGUACGUGUUUUGUAAGGUUGCUUAAACUAAAUGAAAACACAAACAUCGAGUUAACUAAUAAAAAUUAAAAGUUUAUUUACUUGAUUUAAAUUACUCGGUUAGCUAUUAAACAUCGAUGCCAAAAACAAUUUUAUUGUAAAUGCGUGUGAUAUUAAUGCGACAAAACAAACACUUACACUGGAUAUAACAAUAUUGUAUACGCAACAAGAGCAAAGAUCAUGACGUGUACAGUAACAUGGUGGGAAAUUGUGGCGGUCCUGCUUAUGAACGCGGCACUCGUAGUUUCAGAGUUUCCAGCUUCCGGUUUCAACGUCAGACCGGAUACUCCGGCUCCCGAGUUCCUUCCGAGUUCCUUAAAUGUAACUUUCCGGCGCGGGGAACUGGCAGUACUUAGAUGCAGCGUUUACAACCUCGGAACCAAAACGGUUGUUUGGAGGCGUCAGGAAAAUUCUUUCCCAUUGACAUCCGGCACGAUGACCGUUGUUGCCGACGACCGGAUACAGAUUGGUCACGUAGACUUCAAGAAUCAAUGGGAUCUUAUGAUAAAAAAUGUGCAACCGGAAGACGAAGGCGUGUAUGAGUGUCAGGUGGCAUCAACCAAUAAGAAUAUACGCAGAAUGGUCUCUCUCACUGUGAUUGAUUCAAUAGCAGAUGCCAAGGAAAUUUCAAUCAGCGAAGAACAGUACGUUGAACGAGGCGAACCAGUCACGUUACACUGCAAUGUCACGGGGCAGCACUAUACACCGGAUGGGAUAGACUGGUUUCGAAACGGCGAAAAAGUGACGUCGGAGAAACGAAUGGGCGUACAAUUGUUAAAACAUUUAUCAAUCGUUCAUAGAACGUUUACUAGUAUUUUGAGCAUAGAGAAAGCAACCAUGGAAGACAGUGGUGUGUAUGUUUGUAGGUCGUCCAAUAUGCAAAUUGCUUAUACGAAAGUCCGAGUUUUAAACGCGGAGACGUCCAAUAAAAAGCGAGGGACAUCUCAUGACGCGUUUAUUGACGAACAAAUGUCCAAUUGGCAGCUGAAGUCAUCUACUUCAAAUACAAGGCAGCCGAUAUUCGCGUUUAUUUGCUUGUGUUGUUUGCCGACGUUUAAACAUUUCUGCACAUGAAAUGAAGGUAAAAUAACCCUUUUAACGAGAAAUAGUUGGACUGAGAUCGUGAAACUGAUUACAGCGUCAACACCGCAUUAACCACGAUUGUCAACUUUAUGCUUUUAUUUCUGAUAUGACUUUGACGUCUCUUGACGCCUACAACACAACCCGUGGAAUAACAAACAAGCAAAUGUGCCUCGAGAUAAACGGAGUGUAUACUAAACAUAGGAAUACAACUCAAUUCCGUGCCAAGUUCUCAACUCUGAAUUUUUCCCGGUCGUGCUGAAGAUAUUACGAUAUCGAAUAUAGUCUAUGAAUCGUAUGCGGGUGAAGACCCGGCUUCAGAUAUCGGUAGUAUACGUCAUUACCGUAUGUCAGUCAUUGAAAUGUGUAUGUGCUCCAAAACGUGUUCAGCAAAGAAUUUGCGCCAGUUAUUUUUAUAAACAAUAAUUUGUGUUCUAUAUUUAUUCCUGCAAAACAGUGAGAUGUAUGGCUUAUAUGCGCGUAAAGUAAGUGUCUAAGAUUAUUAUCUUCGAAGUUAAUAACAUAUAAAUAUACGUUUGAUCCUAUUCAUAUGUAGGUAUAUUGUAUUUCAUAUAAAAUAAGCUGUAUAUUCAUGGAACAAGGACUUACCAUUUCUCCUAAUGUUAUCGGGGAAAUUGUUUGUCAAACAAAAGUAACUUGUCAUGGCGGCCGAAAGGAUCGAAGGAUUUUAUAAAUACAAGUUCGAUUAUGUCUGUAACAAUCUUAUUACAACAUUGUCUCGUUUUAUUUAUAGAUUAAUGUUAUUUAUUUACCGGUUGUGCUCAUUAAUGGAUAAUGUUAUUUCUAUUAUUUUAAGACGGUGUUCACGUCACGAUUUUGGAAUAACACGAACUUUAAGAAUAGCCGACUUGAUAUAUAUUUGCCUUUUAAAUAUAUGAACAGAGAGACUGUGAAGAGCAAACUUUUUUAAAUAAAUGUCAAAACAUACUUUAAGACACUACUCUCUAUAUAAUAGUGUUUACAAAAUAAAUUGUAUCGAUGGUAUUAUCAUGUUGACCAACUGUGUCAAUGAAUCUUGUUAAAAGAGUUUCUAUUAAAUCUUCUAUUAAUGUUUGCCUUCUUAAGUGUAAGGAAAUUAUUUUAUCGAUAUAUUUGUAUGCUGUAGUGUUAAAGAAUGACAUAAUUUGGAAAGUGUUCCGAUGAUACCGACUAUACACGAUACACUCAGCUAUUUGAAAUAUGCAUUCCAUCACUUACGAAUUAUUUUCUUAUUUGAUUAUAUUUAAGUUUGUUAACACUGAGAGAAUAUAAAAAUGUAUGGAUUUGCAAAAUUAAAGCGUUCGAAUAAAUAUAGAGCUGUGUGCUCUACAGUAACAAUAUUUAUUUUCAAGAAAAUACAAAUUACAAAACCUUUCGCAACUCACCAUUUACGUUAAUCAGAUCGUCCAAAAUCACACAUUUGAGCACUAUUGUUUUCUU